CCCCACCGCUGCCUUCCCAGCCGCCGCCGGGGGCGGGCGGGCACGGGCGGCCGAGCUGCUCGGGCCCUGCCGGCGCUGCCCAUGGGGGAAUGCGGGGUGCCCGCCCAGGUCCAGCUCUUCCUCCGUGCUUGCGAGCAGGGCGACUGCGAGACCGCCCGGCGUCUGCUGGGGCUUCCCGGGGGCACCGCCGGGUCGGCGGCCGCCUCCGCCUGCGGCACCGACGAGGCGGCGGAGUCCCGCGGAGAAGCGGCCGCCGCCGCCCCUUCCCCCGCCGUCGCCGUGGACUGCACCGACGAGGCGGGCAACACGGGGCUGCAAUUCGCCGCGGCGGGUGGCCACGAGCAGCUGGUGCGGUUCCUGCUGCGGAAGGGAGCCUCGGUGCAGAGCACGAACCACUACGGCUGGAGCCCGCUGAUGCAAGCGGCCAGGUUUGGACACCUAAGCGUGGCUCACAUCUUGCUGGAAAAUGGUGCUGAUCUCAAUGCUCAGAACAAAUUAGGAGCCAGCGUCCUCACAAUGGCCUGUAGAGGCGGUCAUGUCAGCAUGGUAAAAUUGUUGCUGGAAUCUGGAGCCUUUGUAGACAAUUAUGACCAUUUUAGCACAAAUGUCCUUAACAGCAGCAGAGACGACCUUCCUGACAUCACUCCACUAAUGGCAGCUGCACAACAUGGACAUGAGGCUGUGGUACAUCUGUUACUAGACUGGGGAGCUGAUUGCAAUUACACUGUGAAGACUAUGGGCUGGAGUCCUUUAAUGCUGGCAGCUGUUAGUGGUAAAGUAAGCUUAGCACAGCAGCUCAUGGAGAAAGGUGCCAAUCCUGAUCACCUCAAUGUACUGCAUAAAACACCUUUUGAAAUCUCUCUGGGCUUCAAGCACAAAGACAUGAAGGACUACCUGGAAUCUCUCACAACAGUUAGAAUUCAUACAGAUACAGAGAAGAGGCAACCUGAUGUCUUUCAUGCUUUGAAAUUGGGCAACUUUCAGCUGGUUAAAGAGAUAGUUGAUGAAGACUCAAGUCAAGUCAAUAUUACCAAUGUUGAUGGCGCAUCUCCAUUAAUGAUUGCAGCUGUAACUGGACAGCUGCCCCUUGUCCAGCUCCUUGUUGAGAAAAAUGCUGAUGUUGACAAACAGGAUAAUGUUCAUGGUUGGACAGCACUAAUGCAGGCCACAUACCAUGGAAACAAAGAAGUUGUAAAGUAUUUGUUAAACCAAGGAGCCGAUGUCAAUCUUCGUGCGAAAAAUGGAUACACUGCUUUUGACUUGAUAAUGCUGCUGAAUGACCCAGACACAGAACUUGUACGGUUACUCGCAUCAGCAUGCAUGCAAGUAGACAAAGACAAGAAUAAGCUGAACAGCAGAUCAUCUUUGCCUUCUUCCAGAAGUAGGCAAUCCUUAAAUGUCCCAAUGCUGCCAGAUGACAAAGGAGGUCUAAAGUCUUGGUGGAGUAGGAUGUCCAAUCGGUUCCGCAAGCUGAAGUUGACUCAGACAUUGCGCCAUGGCUUUUCUUCCAAUCAGUUUGGGCCUUUUCCUGAUGAACCUGAAUCUUCAUUAAAUUCCACCAUGAGAGCAGUUGCACAGGGUGACACAGACUCUUCUGGAACUACUGAUGCUCCUAUGACCUGGGUCACAAAUAACACGGGUGUAAACACUGCAAAAGGAGGGAAGGAUGAUGAAUUAUUGACAACCAUGUUGAGAAGUAGUGCUCCAUUUACCAGGCUGCCUAGCGAUAAAUUGAAAGCAGUGAUACCCCCUUUCUUACCACCCUCAAGUUUUGAGCUUUGGAAUUCUGAUAGAACACGAAUCAGCAAAGAUGGCAAAGCUGAACAGAUGAGAACUGCCUGGCCACAGAGAGCAAUCAAGCAUGAUUUUAACAGUAGUGGGAACUCAGAUGUGACAUCUGCUAGCAAAGGUACGAGACCAGUCAAAUUACCAGCAUUUGCAAGAAGACCUGCAUCUCCUUCAAAUUCUACCAAUUUCAACCAUUCUCCUCAUUCUUCUGGUGGAUCCAAUAACAUUGCAGGAAUUAAUAGGCAUGGAGGAGAACUGCAUAAUAGAUCAGGUGGAAGUGCAGACAAUGUUUUAUCUCAGAUUGCAGCCCAAAGAAGAAAAGCAGCAGGCUUACCUGAACAGAAGCCCAGCCAACACAACAGUCCAGUCCAGGCAACUCCUUCAUCCACCCUCUCUGAUAUGCAGUGUGCUCAAACAGUUGGCAAUGGACACGUAGUAAAGGUACAAAUGAAUCAAAAAACAGAGAUGAACAAAAGACCUCCAUCUGGGACUUCAUCUACAUCUAAAAGCACAUCGCCAACUCUCACACCUUCCCCAUCACCCUCUCCAUCUCCUAAGGUUCACAAUGUGGAGUCCUCUCUCUCUUCUUCUCACAGACAGGCCAAGAGCAAUGGUUCCAGCAGUGGUACUAUUACAGAAGAUGGUAACCACUUGGUGGACCAUCAACAGCUUUUUCCUAUUCUGAGAACUAGUGAAGUGGAGAAUCAUGAAAGAAGAAACCAUAUGAGAGCAAAAGGAGGGAGUGAAAACUUGGAGAAAGAUGAGCUGACCGGCAUCCUUAAAAAAUUGUCCCUUGAGAAAUAUCAGCCUAUUUUUGAAGAACAAGAGGUGGAUAUGGAAGCCUUCCUUACUCUUACUGAUGGUGAUCUGAAAGAGCUGGGUAUUAAAACUGAUGGUUCAAGGCAGCAAAUUCUGGCAGCUAUUUCUGAACUGAAUGCAGGAAAGGGACGAGAGAGACAGAUUUUACAAGAAACCAUACACAACUUCCACUCUUCCUUUGAGAGUAGUGUUAGUAACACACGGCCUCCUGGUCAUUCCCAGACACCUGGCUGCUCCAUAAAACCACAAGAAGCUGUCACACCUAAGAGGUAGCUACUGGAAUAAAAAGAGAUUUUGAUCUUAGAGUGAAGCCUGGGAUCCAGCUGAGUAAAUCCAAGCAUACAAAGGAAAAUUUGAAACUUUAGUCCCCGGUACACCUGUAUUGAAUUUUAUGAACAAUUCCAGUUCUACAAAGCCUCAAAGAAAGUAAUGAAAAGAUGGCUUUUGCAUUUCAAACUAAGAGUUAGAGUGUUUGGAGCAUCCAUGGUUUGGACUUUAGAAGAAGAAAGGAAAGCGGGAAGAAUGAAGAUGUGUUUUCUUCCUAGUCUUCGGUGCCCAGACAUGAAGAACCUGUAGUGUGGGCAAGAUCAAGACCAACAAAAGCAUGGAAGAAGGCAUGUGAAUCACCAUGUAGAAAUUGUGAUGGUUUCAUGAGAAGGAAUAUGAAGGAAAAGUAAUGCUGCAUUCUUCAUUAACUGAAAUACACUUUAUCUACUCAAUAUUUAGAGAUUAGAACAGUAAAUUUCAACACAAAAUAACUGUUUGUAAAAAUAGCACUUUAUUUAAGAAAAUGCAUUAUCUGUCAUGGAUAUUUAAAUAUAAAUACUGUUAAAAUAUUUUAUAUUGCCAAUCUGUCGUUUUGAGAAUAAAACCAUUUAAUGGA
This is a messenger RNA of Coturnix japonica (Japanese quail), 3490 nucleotides long. RefSeq names its product ankyrin repeat and sterile alpha motif domain containing 6 (gene ANKS6). Lineage: Eukaryota; Metazoa; Chordata; Aves; Galliformes; Phasianidae. The record is from RefSeq and is a predicted model, not a curated record. Gene Ontology annotation, cellular component: cytoplasm. Gene Ontology annotation, biological process: innate immune response. Gene Ontology annotation, molecular function: protein binding.